Paramuricea clavata is the source of this 576-nucleotide messenger RNA. The record is from the annotation of a GenBank genome assembly. NCBI's taxonomy places the organism in Eukaryota, Metazoa, Cnidaria, Anthozoa, Malacalcyonacea, Plexauridae.
GAUGUUGCAAGUAAGAAACGUAAAAUUGAAAACAACCUGGAUGUCAGUCAUUCAUCUAAGAAACUAAAAAGAGAAAAUGUCUUCAGUAAGACUGGCAUUCCUAAGCCCAUAAAUAUUGUCCAUACUGAAAAAGUUAAAGAGACAAAUUUUUCCAGCACGUUUAGCAGUAAGACACAAGCAUGUUUUGAAGUAAGAGAAAAAGAUGCUAAUUCUGUAAAUAUGAAACUGGAAAGUGAAAAGGUAUCUGAACCAUUAUUAAGCGAUAUUUCUGGUUUUAACAAGUUUGAUAUGAAGGCAAAGGUAAAUAUAGAAAAGUUUCAUAAAUCAAUGAAAUAUUCGGUUUUUCAAUGCCAAGUUUGUUUUGAAGCCUGGCCUAUUAAUACCAAACCAAAGUCAGAUUUUUACGUCUGUAAAACAUGUGACAGAGAUAAAGUUCCUGCAAAAUUUUCAGCUGAAAACUUUAUGAUCCCAUCGCUUGUACCAAUAAAGUUACAAAACGUGACUCAGAUAGAAGAAAUGCUUAUUGCCCGAGCAUUGCCCAUAAUGAGAGUGUAUCUUAAACCUGGUGGACAAUGA